CUGAGACACGGAGAAGAGUUUGGGGCACAUGCAUUUGUUGUCGAGACCAGUAAGGGCAGGACGACACGGCAUAUUGCUUAUAUGGAUGUAUGACAUGAAGGAUCUGCACAUGGACAUCAGUGGAGUUUUACACGUGUUGGAUUAAUAUGACCACGUCGCCGCAUUGCCACCAGGCUCUCUUUCAAUUUGGGAAUAUUUAACAUACGAGACAAGGACCUUUCCUAUGCAGCCGACAAUCAUGCUUUACAAAAUCCUUGCUUUAAUUCUCUUACAAGGUGUCUUGAGAUGUGAUGCUUGGGUCAUAUCAGAGGUCAGCCCCGGAGGUGUCUCGGGCCCCAGCACGGAGUUGAACUCCGGCGGAGUCGCGGCUCUAAAGAAGCCUGACGCGACGGAACCGAAGUCCAGAUCCAAGCGCUGCACCUGCUAUUCCUACAAGGAUAAAGAGUGCAUCUAUUACUGCCAUUUGGACAUCAUCUGGAUCAAUACACCCGAACGCACGGUACCCUAUGGAAUGUCGAGUUACCAAGGAGCCCAGCGAAUCCGACGUGCUGUUGCUGGACGACUGAGUGAGCAGGAGAAGAGAGACACUCAGCGCUGCAUGUGUGCUUCUCUUGAUGCAGACCCAGACUGCCAUCAGUUUUGUCAGCCGAGUUCCCUGCAGACUGGGCCAAAACCAAGUCUUCACAGAGUCCCAGUGCCUGGCUGACAGUUCGAUGCCUCUGCAUCUCCAGCUGUUUUCUUCAAGGAGUGGAUCCUUCCUUCGUCUUCAGCCCCAUCAUUCUCUGUUUGGCACUCUUGCUUCCACAGGUACACUCCCGUUCAAGGAAGGAACUUUGCAGAUUGACACUGCCGACAUUCCUGAGCAUCAUAAUUCUGGGAGCAAGUUCCAUCAAGCCGAGUAGUUUUAAGAACACUUCAGCAAAUUUGAUACAGAUCUCUGAAGGUUAUUCUCUUUUUUGUUCUCUCCUGAGCAGCAUAAGGAUUUCUUUCACCUUGAAAAUAUCUUGUGACCUUACGCCAUGCUUGAUCCGACUCCCUCUUUGUACUCAUAAAUGCUAAGCUAUUGUGGACUAGAGUUGAGUUUUUUUUUUUUUUCAAAACAAUGAGGUGAGCUGUAUUAUGUUCAGUCAGCGAUGGACGACACUGAUGAAAGUUCUGAAGCAAGGCACAAAUUCAGAACACAUAAUAAAGAAUAAUAAUAAUUUGAUAAUGAGGCACUCUAUCGCUGUGUUUUCUGAUAUUACCUUUAUUGACAAAAUGAAUUACUCGUUUUGUACAUCAUUUUUACAGAAAUAAUAUAAAAGUAUAUGAAUAAUAUUAUGUAAAAUGUGCUCUGUUCUGCUCUGUAACACUAACCCUAAACCGAGAUAAAUGUGAUUUUAUUUUACCUGUGUACAUAUUAUAACUAAGCUUUAUUCGGAGCUCCAAUUCGGCCAGGAAGAAAUAAGCACCAUCUAAAAAAAACACUCACAAGAACACUAAAAGAGGCCUUUCCCCUUUCCAAAAUUUUGUAUGAUUCUUAUAUACUGCAUAUAUAGUUUAAUUAGAAAUGGUAAAUUAGAAUGGGAUUGACUUCCAUCGAUGGGAAAGUGACAACAUACUGAGAUAUCAAGUUGAAGUUUCAGGGUGGAGUUUUCGAUACUGAGAAAAACAUGGAAUAACACCAGUGAGAGCUUGUAUGUGCAAUGUGUGUUGAUUUACUGGAGGGCAUUAUUAAUAAUUCCUAACACCUCAGUCGAGAUGGAAUCUUACUCUGAGGAUAGUGAAAAAAUGUGUUGCCCAAGGCUUCAACAGACUGUGGUUCUCUAGACUUUUUAAAUUAUGAGUAUUGAGCUUAUUCAAGGGAAGUAAAAAACUAACAUACAGUGAAAAGCCAAGUGACUUGCCUCUUGCCCCAGAGCCUAAAGGAAAAGCCUUUCUUGCCUCAGGGGCAAGAAUUCCUCUUUCACUGACCAAUAAUUAAAUGCUUCCUCUACUGUGCCUUACUACUAUGUCUCCCUUGUUCACUUUUCUAAAUAGCUCCUUGACAAAUACAAAGCAAACAAUAUUUGCUUAUUUAUUUUUGACAUUCUUUAGUGCAGACAAUUCUUUAUAUAUCUAUAUUAGUCAUGGUUACGAUAAUGUCUUCGUAAUGUAGUCUACUGGACAGAGGAAAGGAGCACGACGUCAAUUUUUAGUGGGUCCUGACACUCAUACUGGGGUUACAGUGUUGUGUAUUUAUGAUAAUUUACAAAUAUCUUGAAACACUUCCCCCCCACUUCCAUCCUAACAUUUGGGAAAGCAUUCAGUGUAAUGCAAAAAUAAAAUAGAGGAAAUAAACUAGUUGCUGACUGUUGCUUUUUUGUGUGUCCCUCAACUUGGAUCAGAAAGCAGACCUAAACACAUUCAAAUUCAUCUUAAGUGGCAACACUCAAAAGAAAAACAAAUCUACAGUGUGAAUGAGAAAGUGGAACUAUUACCGGUACUCAAAGUUGUAAAUUGAUGGGAAAAAAGCAGUAUUAUCAAAAACCUAGAUGACCCCCUCAAUUUGAUCUCCCUCAUAAGUCACUCCACAAUUUAAAGUUUAUUUUUAACUCAGUCACUCCUUUUUAUCACCAGAAUCACCUCCAUCCACCAAAUUCACCUGCAGUAACUCCGCUGGCUCCAUCCACAAUCCCACAUCAAAUUUAAAACACCAAAGUCAUCUUGAUUUGUAUGGUCAUCAAAAACUUUGCCCUGUCAAAUCUCUCUAACCUCCUCCAUACUGCCAAAUCCUCUCACACUUUAUAUCCUCUUCCUCCCUUCUCCACGCUCCACCCUCAGGAAAAGAGCUGUGAUCCACCCUGCCACCAGCCUUUGAAACUCAUUAAGACCUUACCUGAUCUCCCCAAUCCCGAUGCAUUUACUCUUUUCAUGUCCAGGCACAAAACACACAUUUUACAAACAUCUAACUCCGUUUAACCUCAUCCAUUUAUUGUAGCUCAUCCUUGUUGCCUUCCCCUUGUUCAUUGAUCAUUUCAAUUGACCUUCUAUUUUUCAUAAUUAUUUGUUGUAGUGCUUUUCUUUCUCCCUUGCUUAUUGUUUGUAUUUUAUGUUUUGUAUGGUAUCCUCAUGUGCCCAAGGCACCUAUGAAUAAAAUU
Phycodurus eques (leafy seadragon) is the source of this 3119-nucleotide messenger RNA. It is a transcript of the gene edn3b, whose product is annotated as endothelin 3b. The transcript has 5 exons. The record is from RefSeq and is a predicted model, not a curated record. Gene Ontology annotation, cellular component: extracellular region. NCBI's taxonomy places the organism in Eukaryota, Metazoa, Chordata, Actinopteri, Syngnathiformes, Syngnathidae. Gene Ontology annotation, biological process: regulation of vasoconstriction; intracellular calcium ion homeostasis; vein smooth muscle contraction. Gene Ontology annotation, molecular function: endothelin B receptor binding; hormone activity. Bases 224 to 706 code for a protein of 160 amino acids.